GAGGAGGAGGACAUGGAGAUGAAACAGAAGAUUAGCCUGGAGUUAAGGAACAGAGCCCCCGAGGAGGUGACAGAGUUAGUCCUUGAUAACUGUCAUUCUGUCAACGGGGAAAUUGAGGGGCUCAAUGACACUUUCAAAGAAUUAGAAUUUCUGAGCAUGGUCAGCGUGGAGCUUACAUCUCUGGCCCAGCUCCCCAGCUUGAGUAAACUUCGAAAGUUGGAACUUAGUGAUAAUUUUAUUUCUGGGGGCCUGGAGGUCCUGGCAGAAAAAUGUCCAAAUCUCACCUACCUCAAUCUGAGCGGCAAUAAAAUCAAAGAUCUCAGCACAGUAGAAGCUCUGCAAAAUCUUAAAAGCUUGAAAAGCCUUGAUUUGUUUAACUGUGAGAUCACACACCUGCAAGAUUAUAGAGAAAGUAUUUUUGAACUGCUACAACAAAUCACAUAUCUUGAUGGAUAUGAUCAGGAAGAUAAUGAAGCACCGGACUCUGAAGAGGAAGAUGAUGAUGAUGAGGAUGAUGACGAAGAGGAUGAAGAUGAAGAAGAGGAUGAAGCUGGCCCACCAGGAGGAUAUGAAGAGGAGGAGGAAGAUGAAGAUGAAGCCGGUUCAGAUUUGGAAGGAGAAGAGGAGGAGGUGGGUCUCUCAUACCUAAUGAAGGAAGAAAUUCAGGACGAUGAUGAUGAUGAUGACUAUGUUGAAGAAGGAGGAGAUGAUGAGGAAGAAGAAGAAGAAGAAAGUGUUCAAGGAGAGAAGAGGAAACGAGAUAUUGAAGAUGAAGGAGAAGAAGAAGAUGAUUAAGUGGACCAGACUCCUUUCUUCUAUAGAGUUUGCAAUAAUAGAGUGAUCUUGUGGAUCUCCGUGUUUCUUUAUGUACCAUGCUGUCCCUACAGACAAUAACAUGUAACUUUUUAUAGGAAAGGUGUGAUUUUACUAUUUUUGCCUUUUUAUCAUUCCAAAUAAGAUUUAUUAGCCUGUUAGUGACCACAUACAAUAUAUAGAAAAAAACAAAAUCAGUCCUCUAUAAUCAUUGACCCCCGCCCCCCAUUAUCAAAUUCCCUAGCAGUUCAUUUGAGAUUUAAAUUUUCUUAUUCAAACUUAAUGUUUUGGUCAUGAUUAGCUCACAAUUAAAAUAUGUUAGGUUUUCCACAGGUAUAGUAUGGUGCAUUUCAUUCAUACGGUUUUAAAGUUAUUUAUAAACUAAUUGAAAUCAAAGUUGCUGUUCUAUGCUGUAAUAUGAGAAGUCAACAGUCUCUUCUUUGAGAAGACAAUUUGGUUAUAUUCUUUAGAGCUGGCCAGAGGUCUAGUUAGAAGGUAGUGAGUAUUUUCAUGCUGAAGGUUUUUUAAAGGUUACAUAAUUAAGUCAGAAGCCGAAGGGUGAGAGUUCUGUUCAAAAAUGGCAUUUUUAUAGUUUUAUUGUUGGAGAGGCUGCCGAAACCUGUCUCAAACCAGGUGGCCAUUUAGGUCUUUGUAUUUAAAAGAAUAGUUCAUGUAUCCCAAGUUGAGCAUAUAUGUGAACCCUUUCUUGUUUAGGCUACAAGUCACGGCAUGAUAGGGUUCUUUAAGGUGAACAUUUUGCUCUUUUAGCAUUUUCCUUGCCCUUUCUGAUUUCUCUAUCCUCCCUAAGUGGAAGACAAAACUGCUUUCCAUCGGAGGAGAUCUAGCAAAAACUUUAGGCCUUUCCUUGCUUUGCUUGGAUUUCUCAUAGGCUACCCUUGAAUGAGAGGAUUGACUAAAACUGUCUCAAAUAUAGACGUGAUUUAUCCACCUAACUUUGUUCAAGAGCCUCUGCUUACCCUGCGUUUCUCUUGCUUCAUAUUGUGAAUUAAUUGUAUCAGGGUGAAGUCGGAGGGGAUUCCUGAACCAGUAUCAGAGUCCCCUUGAUGCCAGAUAGCUUCCGUGAAUGUUUAAUGAGGCAUUCUAUCUGUGGAUAGACUUUACAUUUAAUAUUUGAUUCCUGAAUCAAGAUUCGGACGCUGCAGACUGGAGAUCUGCAAAGCAUAUUUUAUUUUCCUGAAUAGAGCCUUAAAUUAUUCUUCCCAUUGUUAUGAAGCAUAACCAGUUUUUAAGACAUUUGAAUGGCAUGUUUUAAGCAGUUGGCAAAAAUACCUGAAACUAGAUUGGUUUUAAGAUAAAGAUUUUUUUAAAAAAAUGGUUAUCCGUAGAGAAAAUAAUUGGGGGAAACCUUGCAAUUCUAUGUAUGUUUUUUCCCAUUAAGUUUCCAUGUUUUAUAUAAAUUCUAAAUCAAAAAAGAAUUAAAUAUAUUUCCCUUUUUUUUUUGUCAUGGAGGCUCAGUUUUCAAGACAGUGGCUUUUUGUUUAUUUUGAUUAUCUCAAGGAUAUUUUUCCCUAUAAGUUUUGAAGAUUUGUAACUUUUUAAAAAUUAGCAUCAAGGAAUGGUGAUGAUUAUCUCUUUGAACUGAAGUCAACACUUUUCUUCUAUAUAGGGCCACAUUUAAAUGACUACAGUACAUAUUUUUUUUUCUUCUUCACUUGGGACUCAAAGAAUGUGACUAGUAACUUUAGGGUUCCCAGAGAAACAUAAUUACAAAGUCAUCUUUACAAAAACCCAGUUCAUAAAAAGCUUGACUAGUUAAGUGAAAUCAAAAUUCUUGGGACAGAGUUGUUGCAGUGAUAAGGAUGCUCAACUAACAAUUUACUCAUUUUUUAACAGCUGAGAUGCAGCAUUUCAGGCACUUUCCAUUCUUAAGUUCCAUAUAUUACUUUUUGUUUUUAAAAUACCUGUUUUAAAAUUUAAUCUACAUUAAAAAAAAUCAAUCAUCUUAUUGUGCAAUCAGAAUUAAUACAGUUCUUUUAUUUUAAAAGGUAACAUCUAGAGCCUCCAGAUAACUUCUAAAACUUACUUUGCUUGGUGGGUGGUAUUUUCAUGCAAAUAUGUAAGGGAGGGGUUUUAUAUUUUGUAGAGGUUUUUGUCCUAUUUUAAUGCUCUUUGUAAGGCAGUAUGUAUAUAGUGUGUUAAGUCCUCUAAUAAUUUCUCUCCUAAAAAACUUUGAAGUUAUUACUUUUGUGCAACUGUGUUUUGAAUAAAGCCACGACAGUGUUAAAUAAA
This is a messenger RNA of Gracilinanus agilis (Agile Gracile Mouse Opossum), 3063 nucleotides long. RefSeq names its product acidic nuclear phosphoprotein 32 family member E (gene ANP32E). Gene Ontology annotation, cellular component: nucleus. The coding region runs from base 13 to 795 and encodes 260 amino acids. Lineage: Eukaryota; Metazoa; Chordata; Mammalia; Didelphimorphia; Didelphidae. Gene Ontology annotation, molecular function: phosphatase inhibitor activity; histone binding. Gene Ontology annotation, biological process: regulation of apoptotic process. The transcript has 7 exons. The record is from RefSeq and is a predicted model, not a curated record.